This is a messenger RNA of Selaginella moellendorffii, 667 nucleotides long. RefSeq names its product transmembrane protein 18. The record is from RefSeq and is a predicted model, not a curated record. The transcript has 4 exons. Gene Ontology annotation, cellular component: nuclear membrane. Bases 26 to 565 code for a protein of 179 amino acids. NCBI's taxonomy places the organism in Eukaryota, Viridiplantae, Streptophyta, Lycopodiopsida, Selaginellales, Selaginellaceae.
AGCGGCUAGGGCACAAUCAGAUCAGAUGGAAGAGGAAAGGGGAGGCGCAGUGGCGGAGGCAGCUGCGGCGGCUAUGGCGUCGAUCGAUGGUAUGGCCGGGAUGGUGGAAGAUCUCAGCAUUGAAAUGCGGCGGCAGUGGGAUUACGUCGCGAGCGCCCCGGAUGGAGCGCUUUUGGGGCCCGUCUUCUCGUUUCUUCGUGCCGUGGAUUGGAUGGAACCAUGGCUGCUGCUGCUCAUAAUUUUCCACGCUGGUUUGCUCACAGUGGCGAUUCGGACACGAGAAAACAACAACAUGCAAAUGUUGCUAUUCACAUUUGGACUGUUGAGCGUCUAUUCUGCGGAAAAAAUCAAUACCCUGCUCGCCAGGAAUUGGGAAAGGUUCUCACGCAAGCCAUACUUUGACCGGGAGGGAGUGUUCGUAUCAACAGUAUGGUCGGGCCCUCUGUUACUGAUUGGGACAGUCAUCCUGGUAAACACAUUGCGAACGCUCGUCAAGCUUCUUGUCAAGUGGAAGAGAGCCGAGCUGAAACAUCGGGCAUACUUGGCACGAAAAAGGUCCAGCUAAAACUCACACAAAUGCGAGGUAAGAGAUAGAAACAAAAAAACCAGUUUUGUUCUUCCAAAUGCGCUCAACGAACGGGAAAAUAAAAAAAGAAAGUUUCGUGCU